GAUAGAUAGAUAGAUAGAUAGAUAGAUAGAUAGAUAGAUAGAUAGAUAGAUAGAUAGAUAGAUAGAUAUUUCUUUAUUUACAUUUCAUGUGUCCGCAAAAGUCUAAUAGGUGUAAUUUUUUUCAAGCUGCAAAUCUUCAUUAGAUCCGUGAUGAACUUUUUUUUUCUUCCUAAAUGAUCCCAUUACGUUUGACAUAAACGUCCCAGUGUGCGGCCUCUGAUUGGUUGGCUGACGGGCCAUGUGACCCGCGCGGCCGUCUGUCUAUUUGACAGCCGCAGGAUGGCUCGAUGCCAGAGGGAGAAAAGAGAAAGAGAGAGGAGAUAGAAAGAAAAAUUAGCAUUCUCCUGUUAUCCUCGCUAUAAAUCAAUCAUGGAGUCCUUCGUGGUGAGCUGUAAAUACGCCGAGCCGCAGUUCCCGCCUUGUGAAGAAGAUUACAGUAAUUUUAGUGACCAAGGGGGGUAUUACAACAACCCUCAGGACAAUGGCAGUUACGCAGGGGGUUAUCAGCCGAUGCAGUCUCAUCCGCUUGCGUACGCAUCACAACAAACCGGCUACCAUCAGUCUGUGCAGGGCCAUCACCGGGACGAUGCAGAGGAGCGGCCACAGCAUCAGCAGCAGCACACUGCGACCUACCCGCUGUACAGAGAGCCAGACACGUCCGAGAAGCAGAGGUUCCCCGCGGGAGACCUGCAGUGCCAGCAGGCCUGGAUGACCUGCGCCAAGCCGGCUCAGGUGCAGAGGAAAGCGGCUGGCCUGGGGAAGGACAAGCCGCCCAUUGUCGUCUACCCCUGGAUGAAGAAAGUGCACGUCGCGCAUGUCAAUCCCAAUCACGUCGGGCCGGAACCGAAGCGGCUGCGUACAGCCUACACGCGCCAGCAAGUCCUGGAGCUCGAGAAGGAAUUCCACUUCAGUCGGUAUCUGACGCGCCGCCGCCGGGUUGAGGUGGCCCAUGCUCUCUGUCUGUCCGAGCGGCAGGUGAAAGUGUGGUUUCAGAACCGGCGCAUGCGCUGGAAGAAAGACAACAAGCUUCCCAACACCAAAGGAAGGAGCAAAAGCAAGAAAGCGACGGACAGCAACAAUAACAGCAGCGACUGCAGCGUGAAGGUGGCGAUAACCGUCUGACGGACCGACAUGAGCCGAAGUGAUCCAAGCUCUUCAGUCCUGAAAUAUUUCAUCUGCUUUAAAGCGUUGUGAUGUUAUUUUAUGAUUAUUAUUCUGAAGGAUGUUGUAUCAAGGUCCGGCCUCAUCUAUGAGCAGUCGAUGAAUGUAUUAUGGUGACCUUAACGGUCUGUCUGUCUGUCUGUCUGUCUGUCUGUCUGUCUGUCUGUCUGUCUGUCUGUCUGUCUGUCUGUCUGUCUGUCGCUCCUUUGAUAAAAACACGAAUUAUCCCACUUUAACGCCCGAUCGGCACUAUAAGCUCGGCUACAAAUGUUAAUGUUGGUUCUUUCGAGAAACAGGGUUUUUAUUUUUUACAGGGUAAAUAAGUAUAUAAUACAGGGUUUUUAAUAGCUAUCUAUAAAGUUAAAAUAAUUUAUGAGUGUGCACGCUACCGCGAGCCGGCGCUUAAAAAACAAACCAAAAUGAUCAAUGCCUCAUCCAAUUAAUUACAUAAAUAACGUUUUAGCAUUUUUGUAGGACAGUAGCCAUAUCAGUAUUAUUUUCUUUUCAGUUUGACUUAAAGAAAUGGAUCAGGCAUUUAUAGGCACUACUUUAUCUGUUCGAGCAGCUAAAUUCAGCUGACUCUCUCAGGGUUACAUGGUUUCACAAACUUCCUGAAAUGUUUCAUUCAUUCAAAUUAAAUUCAUUUUCCCCUUGAAGGAAAAAAAUAAUAAUUUCUUUACAUUUCACUUCAAUAUGCUAUUCAAGUCCAUAUAAGCCAGUAUAUUUUAAUUAUUACUUAGAAACGCAUUUUAUUCUUUAAGACAGUUUUUGUUUCUCUUUAUUUCUUUUUAUCUACGUCUUUAAAAAAAAAAACAAACAAAGAAACAAAAACAAAAAAACAAAACUGAAAGUCCUCUUGUGGACCUUUUGUACGUGAAAAUGUUUUGAUAACAGAUGACAAAAAUAAAAGUGUGCAUCUUCUGAA
Molecule: messenger RNA, 2086 nt
Organism: Poeciliopsis prolifica (blackstripe livebearer)
Lineage: Eukaryota; Metazoa; Chordata; Actinopteri; Cyprinodontiformes; Poeciliidae
Product: homeobox protein Hox-D4b-like
Exons: 2
Coding region: 370-1122 (250 amino acids)
Biological process (GO): anterior/posterior pattern specification; embryonic skeletal system morphogenesis; regulation of transcription by RNA polymerase II
Cellular component (GO): nucleus
Molecular function (GO): RNA polymerase II cis-regulatory region sequence-specific DNA binding; DNA-binding transcription factor activity, RNA polymerase II-specific
Source: RefSeq, a predicted model, not a curated record